CUAGACUUUAAUUCUCCUGAAGCAUUCUUUUUCUCUUAUUAUGUUUUGCCGCAUUUGUUCUUCUUCUCUUCUUGCUUGUUACUUGAUGAAUUCUAACAAUAACUAUGCUUUUGAAUAUCAUAAAUGCCAAAAGGACUAUUGAAAUUGGAGUCUUCACUGGAUACUCUUUGCUCCUCACAGCUCUAUCCAUUCCUGAUGAUGGCAAGAUUAUAGCUAUUGAUCACAACCGAGGAACGUAUGAAAUUGGACUACCUGUCAUCAAAAGAGCAGGAGUUGAGCACAAAAUCAAUUUUAUCGAGUCUGAUGCUUUGCCCGUUGAGCCAUUCAUACUGAUAACAGUUCUAGACAAAUGGUGACUGCAAAGUCAUUAGAUUUAGUACAAAGUGAAAAUACCAUCAAAGAGAGUAACAUAGAGAGCCUUGACUUUGGUUAUGUUGAUGCUGACAAAGUGAAUUACCCCAAGUAUCAUGAAAGGCUUUUGAGGUUAAUAAAGGUUGGUGGGAUCAUAGUAUAUGAUAACACACUUCGGGGAGGCUCUGUUGCAAUGCCAGAACACUCUGUUCCGGAGGGAGCGAAACCUGCCCGCCUUUAUGCAAUUGAGUUUAACACAUUACUGGCCUCUGAUGAUCGUAUUCAAAUUUCUCAUGUCCCCCCUGGGUGAUGGAAUUACUAUAUGUUAUCGUCUGAAAUGAGCGGUGAACGGGGUUAUAGGUUGUUCUAUGUGUUUAAAGUUCAUAUAAAUCUGCAGACAUACAUAUUGAUACAUAGCUGGCUUUUUCAUGAUCCUUCGGUUACAUACAUGUCACAUGUACUCCUUUGACAGGGCCGUUUUUUAGCAUGUUCAUUAGGUUCGACGGAACAGGGCCUCACUUUGCAUGGGGCCCCAAUAUUUAUAUGAAGCUACUAGUAGUAUUUUUAGGUCAUUAAUAUUAACUAAUUAUAUAAUGUAAUAGUGUAUACUAUCGUAUAUGAAUAUGGGCUGCAGCCUGCAGCUAAACUCACACUGCACUACUCCAUAUAAUAAUGCCCUCAUAAAUUAAAA
Messenger RNA from Cuscuta epithymum, 1042 nucleotides. NCBI's taxonomy places the organism in Eukaryota, Viridiplantae, Streptophyta, Magnoliopsida, Solanales, Convolvulaceae. The record is from the annotation of a GenBank genome assembly.